AUGUUUGCGUUGUUGAAAACCGCUUCCGGAAAACGUCAAUUAAUUGAGCAGGCACGGCAUCUUAGUGAAGUACCAAAGGAUGCAUUUGCAUUAAUUGUUGGUGGUGGUGUUGUUGGAACAUCAUUAGCUUAUCAUUUAACACUUCGUGGUAUUCGUGAUGUAGUUUUAUUGGAGAGAGGAAAAUUAGUCGAUGGCAUAUCGCUGCAUUUGCCAGGUUUGGUUAGCUCAGCACAUCCAAUUCAUCGCUACAAACCAUUUCUUGCAUGGUCUGUUGAACUAUAUGCACGUUUACAAGAAGAAGCAGAUGAAAAACUUGACUUUUUUCGUCCUGGGACAUUACGAUUAGCAACUGAUGAGGCACGUUUAGAUGAAUUUCGACAGUACACAGCUCGAGAUUAUUUUCAAAAAGGUGAUGUAGCAAAAACAACAUUGAUUGAUGCUAACAAAGUGAAACAUUUGGCACCUAUUUUGGAUACAAAAACUAUUUUGGGAGCUUUAUAUACAUCUGGCGAUGGUUAUAUAAAUGCUCAAAAUUUAACACUUGCUUUGGCUAAAGGUGCUGAAAAACGCGGUGCUGUGCUUAUCGAACAAUGCCCAAAAAUUACAGAAGUGGAAGAGGGGAAAACUGAUUGGGUUGUGAAGUUUGAUGAUGGUAGACAAAUACGAACUCGAAAUAUUGUUAAUGCAGCAGGUUUAUGGGCUCGAGAAUUUGGUCGUUUGACAAACUUAGAUAUACCGCUUGCAAUAGUUGAACAUCAGUUUGCUCGUAUUGGUCCUUUACCUGAAGUAGAACCGCUAUUGGAUUUGCCAGCUAUUAUAGAUCAUGAAAGUACGUUUUAUAUACACAGAGAGGGUGACAGUUUGUUAUUUGGUGGUUUCGAGCAAAAACCUUCAGAUGUUGUUAUUCGGGAAGAUUGGAUAGAACGUAUGCCGGAAGAAGUGGUCAUUGAACCAGAUUUCAAACGCUUGAAACAAGCUUAUGAGCGUGCAUGUGAUCUUAUUCCAUGCUUACGUGGUGUUAAUGUUGAUGCAUGUGCAUCUGUUGUUACAAUGAUGGCAGAUGGUUAUCCGCUUGUUGGACCUAUCAAUCAUAAACAAAAUUAUUGGCUUCAGGCUGGAUAUUUUGAUGGUAUUUCAAGCGGUGGUGGAAUGGGAAAGUAUUUAGCAGAUUGGAUGAUCGAUGGUGAACCUCCAUCUGAGUUGUUUGAUACUGAUGCUAAUAGAUUUGAUCGUUGGGUAACACGAGAUUAUAUCAUUGAUAAAUGUCGUGAAACAUAUUCCAUGUUUUACAACUGGUCGUACAAGAAUCGAUUAGCUGGACGACCUACAGAACGUAUAAGUGGAAUUUAUGGGCGGCUACAAAAGGAGGGAUGCUUUUAUUUAUUCCGCAAUGGUUGGGAGGUUGCCGAAUCAUUUGCUGCUGAAUACAAAGAUAAAUUACCGAAUAUGAUACGUGAAUAUGAGUUAGUAUCAAAUAAAUGUGGUGUUAUCGAUUUAUCUUGGCGUGGCAAAAUUGAAGUACGUGGUAAGGAUUCUGAAAAGUUGCUCAGUUAUGUGCUCGCUAAUGAGCCACCUCAACUAGGCGAAGUAUCGUCGGGAUUAAUGCUUACGAAAAAGGGAAAUAUUUUCGGAUCAUUAGACCUUUUCCAUCAUGAUCAGUACAGAUCAGAAUUUAUACUUUUAACCGAUCCAGAACGAGAAUCUCGUGAACUUAACUGGCUAAAAAGAGCUGCAAUUGAAAUGGAAGCUAGUGUAGAAAUAUCUGGCGUUAGUGAGUAUUUAGCUUCGCUUGCUAUUGUCGGUCCAAAAAGUCGGGAAGUGUUAGAAGAAUUAACAAAAUCAGACUUGGGUUUUAAACAAAAUGCAGCACGACUAAUGAGACUUGGAUCAGCACCAGUUAUUGCUGUUCGUACUACAGAUGCAACAGGACAACUUUCUUAUGAACUCUAUCAUAGCAGAGGUGAUACAUUGGGACUGUAUAAUUCAUUAAUGGAGGUUGGUAAAAAUUAUGGAAUUGUUAAUUUUGGUCAAAGUACACUGAAUAUGAUGCGUAUCGAGAAUGGUUAUAAGAUUUGGGGCAGAGAACUUACGCUAAACACAAAUCCUUACGAAUGUGGAUUAAGUCAGAUGGUAGAUUUGAAUAAGGAAAACUUCAUUGGCAAAACGUCUUGCAUGGAAUUAUCGCAGAAACAAUGGAAUCGAAAGCAGGUACUUUUGAUUUGUGAGCCGCUUACUGAACCUCAAAGUUGGAGAAUGAUACCGAAACGAAUGGAAGUAAUUCGUAAGGAAGGUUCAGAAGAUCGAGUGGGACAAAUAACAUCGGGAACAUUCAGUGUUCGCCUUCAUCGACCACUUGCCUUUGCUUGGGUACACUCGGAUAUCACUCCUGAAGAUAAUUUAUGGAUCGAUAUCGGUGGCUCACAAGUACAAGGUAGAAUUCAUGAAGGUUCUACGGUAUGUGGCAUAGAAGAGACAAAGGUUUCUGAUGAUGCUGUAUUUCGACAAUCUUAG
Brugia pahangi is the source of this 2511-nucleotide messenger RNA. The record is from the annotation of a GenBank genome assembly. Lineage: Eukaryota; Metazoa; Nematoda; Chromadorea; Rhabditida; Onchocercidae.